This is a messenger RNA of Oncorhynchus gorbuscha (pink salmon), 3130 nucleotides long. RefSeq names its product transmembrane O-mannosyltransferase targeting cadherins 4 (gene tmtc4). Gene Ontology annotation, biological process: protein O-linked glycosylation via mannose; endoplasmic reticulum unfolded protein response. Gene Ontology annotation, molecular function: protein binding; mannosyltransferase activity. Bases 499 to 2727 code for a protein of 742 amino acids. The transcript has 18 exons. Gene Ontology annotation, cellular component: endoplasmic reticulum. The record is from RefSeq and is a predicted model, not a curated record. Lineage: Eukaryota; Metazoa; Chordata; Actinopteri; Salmoniformes; Salmonidae.
CACCAUCCAAACUAAUUCCACGCGCCAGCAAACGAGGAAGUACCAGGCAUGCAUACAGUCGCGAGUUGUGUAUUUUCUAGAGACAGACAGACAGUGUUGACAUAUUGUUAGCGUUGUACGUGACGGUCAAACCUGCAUUUCUCGCCGCCUUUUGUGUUUUCUUUCGGUGCAUAUGCAGACGUCGGAGUCACAUUAGUUGUCGCUAGCCGGCUAACAGCAUCAGCUAACGUUAGCUGGCUAAUAGUUAGCGAGCAGUAUUUCACUUGGCAACCUUUGCAAUAAAUUUAGUUUGCCUGAAGGCUAUAUGAUUGGCUUUAUUAGCUGUUGCUCUGAUUAUGCUUGAAACUAAAUUACUUUAGUAAGAUUGGCCAGCCAGCUUUAGCUAACUAUCAAGCCGCUGCAAUGGAACUCAUGCUUACGUGCGCGUCCUCCAAAACGCCUUCCAAUAUAAUGAGGGAAUUAGGUGACGAUGAAGCAUGACCAAAGACCCUAUGCACCAUGGCACAGACUGAAAUGAAUUGGGAGCAACAGAUACCUUUACCAAAGCUUUCCCCAUUCCAUGCCAAGAUCGCUGUGGCACUAGUGGCACUGCUCUGCUUCAUCAAUAGCUAUGAUGGAGACUUUGUGUUCGAUGAUUCUGAAGCCAUUGUCAACAACAAGGACCUGAUCCCAUCCACGCCUCUCAACAACAUCUGGAGAAAUGAUUUCUGGGGAAGUAACCUGAGCAGCAACAACAGCCACAAGUCCUACAGGCCGCUCACUGUCCUCACUUUUAGGCUUAACUACCUCAUGGCUGGUGGGCUGCACCCAGUUGGCUUCCAUGUGCUGAACAUCGGCCUGCACAGUCUCAUAUCAGCGCUGAUGAUCGACAUGUUCUCCGUACUGAUCGGUGGCUUGGCAUACGAUGGGAAUGGGAACCGGCUCAACCACGCACCCAAAGCUUCUCUCCUGGCUGGUCUUCUCUUUGCAGCGCACCCCGUUCACACCGAAAGCGUUGCAGGGAUUGUAGGCCGGGCAGACCUACUUUGUGCACUGUUCUUCCAGCUCUCCUUUCUGACCUACUGCAGAGCCUUCAGAGGAGGUAGGGAGAGCGAGGAGAAGUUUUCCAUCCAUUGGAUUGCCGUGAGCCUCUUGCUGUGCGCUGCGGCCAUGCUCUGCAAAGAACAAGGCAUCACAGUCCUGGGGGUGAACGCUGCCUUUGAUGUCCUUCUCAUCUGUAAUGUAAAUGUCUACGAGCUGAGCCAGAGGCUGUUCCUCAGGAGGAAAGCAGAAGACGUGAGUGAGCGGGUGCAGACGGGCCUCCUGAUCCGAUUGGCUCUGCUGGCCAUGGGCGGAGCCUCCCUGCUGUACGCCCGUUGGAGAAUCAUGGGAACUGGGCCCCCCGCCUUCACUGAAGUAGACAACCCAGCAUCCUUUGCAGACAAUGUCUUUCUCAGAAUAGUCAACUAUAAUUACUACUACUCACUGAAUGCCUGGGUGCUGCUGUGUCCCUGGUGGCUUUGUUUUGAUUGGUCCAUGGGCUGUGUGCCCCUCAUUAAGUCAGCGUUUGAUUGGAGGACGGCCUGGCUGCUGCUGCUCUGGUGCUUCCUGAUAGGCUUGAUAAGCCAAGCCUUAUGCUCACAGGACAGCCAGAGGAGGAGAACGUUGACCCUGGGUCUGGUGCUGCUGGUAGUCCCCUUCCUGCCCGCCUGCAACAUAUUCUUCAGGGUUGGCUUCGUCAUUGCAGAGAGGGUCCUCUACCUCUCCUCCGCUGGCUACUGUCUUCUACUGGCCUACGCCCUGGGACACUGCUGCGGCCGCUGGAGCAGAUGCAAGGGGCUGCUCCGUGCCUCCCUGCUGGCCCUGCUAUGUGUGUAUGUGGCUCGCUGUGCCCUGCGCAGUCACCAGUGGCGGUCCGAGCAGAGCCUCUUCACCAGCGCCCUGUCAGUCUGUCCCCUCAAUGCCAAGGUGCAUUAUAAUGUGGGUAAGAACCUAGCAGACAGAGGGAACAUCAGUGCUGCCAUCAAGUACUACAGAGAGGCAGUCAGGUUGCACCCUACGUAUGUCCACGCUAUGAACAACCUAGGCAACAUCUUGAAAGAGAGGAACGAAUUGGUGGAGGCAGAGGAGCUUCUUGCUAAAGCUGUACUCGUACAGCCGGACUUUGCAGCAGCGUGGAUGAAUCUGGGAAUAGUGCAAAACAGUCUGAAGAAGUUUAAGGAAGCAGAGCAGAGCUACUGGAACGCCAUCCAAUUCCGGAAGAAAUACCCUGACUGUUACUACAACCUGGGACGCUUGUAUGCAGACCUGAACAGACACCUAGAUGCUCUGAAUGCGUGGAGGAAUGCUACAGUGCUAAAGCCUGACCACAGCCUGGCAUGGAACAACAUGGUCAUACUACUGGACAACACUGGCAACCUAGCCCAGGCGGAGGCAAUUGGCCGAGAGGCCCUAAAGCUCCUCCCUAACGACCACACCAUCAUGUUCUCAUUGGCCAACGUCCUGGGCAAACUACAGAAGUAUAAGGAGUCCGAAGGCUUCUUCCUCCAAGCUCUGAGGAUCAACCCAAAUGCUGCCAGUUGCCAUGGCAAUCUGGCGGUUCUGUACCAUCGCUGGGGGAAGCUGGAGCUGGCGAAGAAGCACUACGAGCUGUCUCUGAAGAUAGAUCCAGAAGCCCCAGGCACCCGGGACAACUACAACAUGCUGCGACGCAAACUGGACCAGCUUUACAGGACCACACCACCCUGAGGGACUCAACCACUGGCUGCAUGCUGCAACACACACACAUACGCAAAUAACCAUUCAUUCAUUCCAGCUUUGUACCGUUUCCAUUAUAUUUAAGAAAUAAAGACUUUUGUGUAACAUGUUCUGUUGCUUGUACCCCAUUAUGGGAAGGGGACUAGAUCAGUCUCUUGUCUGUUCGUACGUUAGUCACACGCGAUGUCUGACAGCACUGGCCCGAUUUUAAAUAAACUUGGGUGAAUGAUGCGUCUUCCCUUACUGGGAAAAAAACUUUUUCACAUGCAAAUUCGUUCUGUGGCGAAUUGUGAACUUCUGGAAAACAAUUAAGGGGAAACUUGUGGCGAUCAUUCUACUGUUUGCAAAUUUGUUUCAAACUAUGAAUAUGCAAAUAAAAUCCGAUUUUUGGUUA